AGAUGUUCAAAAUAUAUGCUUAGACGUAUAUUUGUUUUUGGAUAUAUUUAUAUGCGUGUAAUGCGUUACAAUCAUUAAAAUUAUAUUGUCUAUGUAAGCCAUACGCUAAAUCAAUUGUUAUGUUAAUUUUAGAUGAGUGGAAAUGGCAAUAAAUAUGCACCUUAUUCGACAAAGGAAAGAGUUCUUCUAAUCCAGCUGGUUACAGAAAACCCCGUGAUAGAGAACAAAAGGACAGACAAUGCUUCGGCAAUGGAAAAAAAGAUGGCUUGGAAGUUGAUAGCAAGAAAUUAUAACUGCCAGCCUGAGGUUAACAACAUCAGGACCAGCGAGCAGCUUAAAAAAUUGUGGAAUAACCUAAAACAAAGAAAACGCAAAGAAACAACAGCACUGCGUCACAGCAUGUUAGCUACAGGUGGUGGUCCCCUGAUAAAGCCAGAGCGUGAUGGAGUGCUGGAGUUUGUUGAAGAGGCUGCUCCCAAUAUUGAUGUCAGCAUCGACUGUCCUUUUGACAGCACAGCUGUCUGUGAAAAAGCACAAGAACAGCUCCACCAGCCAGGAAGCUCAAUAGCAAGAUCAUCAGUAGCCUCUGAUCCUCCUUACUUCUUUCCCACUACAGAGUUCAAAGAAAUGGACUUGUUAUAUAAUACUUGUAGUGUGACACCUGCUGUUCAUACAGAAGAGGAUGAUUAUUUUGUGCUUCAAAGUGCAAACACUCCUACUUCUAGUAGGGCACUGGGUGUUAUACCUCAAAUAUUUUCUGAACAUAAACAACGGUCCAAGAAAACGAUAGAUACCAUCAGGCACCAAGAAGAGAUUCACAAGAUGAGAAUGAAAAUUUUAGAAGUAGAUAUGCUGAGGGCAAAAGCAUUACAAGAAGCAGCUGAGAAGGAUAGGCAGAGAGCUACUGAUGAAGCUGAGUUAGCUUCAUUAAAGUUAUUAGACUAUAAAAACGGUUCUCGUACUCAGGAUAAGGUGGAGUCAACAGGCACUGAUAACAAAUUACUUCUCUUAGAUAUUCCUGAAGUUACCCACGGAAUAUAUGAAUCAAUUUUAAAAGAAGACGAAAGUACCGAGAAUAUUAAAUUAAGCUGCAGUACGUCAAGCGAUAACGCUAUUUCUCAAAAUGAAACGGAAGUCAGUAUUUCCAUAAAUGGCAGAAAUCCUAAUCAAUCUGAGGCGUCCAACGUAGAAAAUUAUGAAGAUACUUGUUCACUUGCUAAUUUGGAAGAUAAUCCCUUGUUUUAUGUCGAAAUAGACGAUCAUAAUAUCAUUAGUACGGUAGGCCACACUAUGGAGCUAGACGAAGAGUUAUUGGCAGCAGCAACCAGUCAAAUUGAUAGUUUUAAGAUGAUUAAUGAAAACGAAGAUGAUAUACCGGUAUUAGAAAGCAGUAAUAGAGUAAAUGAAAUGCCUGCGAUUGAUACUGAUACUGAAAUAACUAAUUUAGUAAAACCCGAUGAAAAUCGUCAUGAGGAAAAUACGUUAACUUCAAUGGAGAACAAGACUGACAAAACAUCUAGAGAAGUUCUUAAUACUCCAAUGUUACGUAACCCAAAUCAAAAUAGCGUAGGUGAUCCAGAUUUUACUCCUGAAUUAAAUGCUGCUAAUACAAGUAGUGACAACAACUCAAAUAAAGCUGUUGAAAGAAAACGAAAGAAAAGGCAGUUUGUUAAUACCGACGACUGGUCUGAAAAUAAAAGAAAACAAAGACGAGAAAGGGGAAAAGAGUAUAUCGGGCGUAAACUGAUUGAAGGAAAGUGGAAAUAUGAUAUAAAGAGAGAAGCCAAAAAAAUGAAAGAACCAUGUAACUGUAAAGCAUCUCUAAAGGGUAAAUCACUAAAAUGCAGAAUGUUUUCAGAAGAAGAAAGAAAACAAAUAUUUAAUGCCUUUUGGUCAGAUAUGGGAUGGAAGGAAAGAAAAAUGUAUGUGUCACUUUUGAUUGAUUCUAAAGCACCUCAAAGAAACAGAAAUAGAACUACAGAGUGUAAAUCAAGAAGAAAUGAGACAUUGGUUUAUUAUCUAAAAAUUAAUGAAGAAAGACAAAGAGUAUGUAAACAAAUGUUUUUAAACACUCAUUGUGUGAAAGAAAAUAUGAUUUUAGACUGGUUAAAGAAUUCGAAGGUAAAAGUAAAAAAUGUUGAAAAGGCUGUGAUUAAAACAAAUCGGUACAAAAAUAUGAAACAGGAACUAAAACAGUUUUUCAAUAAACUGCCAAAGGUUGAAUCUCAUUAUUGUCGGGCAUCAUCGUCCAAAUUAUACCUAGAGCCUAACUGGCAUUCAAAAUUCUCACUGUAUAGCUUCUACAAGGAUUGGUGUAACCAGCAUAAUCAGUCAUUUCUGUCAAUUGCCUCAUUUACACACGUUUUUGAAGAAAUGAAUCUUUCUCUUUUUCGAACGAAAAAGGACGAAUGCGACAAAUGCGUGGCCCAUAAAACAGGAAAUUUAACCGAUGAUGAAUUUAAUUUGCACCAGACAAAAAAGGAAGAAGCAAGAACUGAAAAAUCCACAGACAAAGAAUCUGACAAUAAGGUAUACUGCAUGGAUUUACAAUCUGUUUUGUUAUCACCCAAGUCAAACGUCUCAUCGCUGUAUUUUAAAACCAAACUUAUUGUACACAAUUUUACGUUUUUUGAUUUAAAAACUAGUAAUGGAUAUUGCUAUAUCUGGCACGAAUCUGCAGGUGGUGUUACUGCAAGUGACUAUGCUUCUAUCAUUUGUCAGUUUAUAGUUGAUCAUGUAAAAGUUGAUAUGAAAACUGAUCAAAAGCUUAUAAUUUACAGCGAUGGUUGCACGUCGCAAAACAGAAAUUCUAUAUUAGCUAAUGCUCUACUUAAUCUCUCUAUAACUUUAAACAUAAAUAUUGAGCAAAAGUUUUUAGAGAAAGGCCAUACCCAAAUGGAGGCAGACUCGAUACACUCCACUAUAGAAAGACAGAUUCGGACGACCAACAUAAAUGUACCAGCCGAUUAUGUUAGAAUUUGUAUGAAGGCGCGACAAAAACCAAAACCCUACAAAGUCUACUAUUUAGAAUACAGUUUCUUCAAAGAUUUUCGUAAAAUUCAAUUUAUGACUUCCUUGCGACCGGGUAAAAAAAUUGGUGACCCUCUGGUAACAGAGAUUCGUGCAUUACGAUACACCCCUGAUGGCUCUGUUUUUUAUAAACUUAGACACCCAGACACUUUUGUUGAACUUAAUUUCAGUCGUGUGUCCAAAAAGAAACGUAUUGAGACAGCUUGUCUACUAAACAAUCUCCCCAAUUUGUAUGAUUCACCAAGACCAAUAAAAAGAGAAAAAUAUCUUCACUUGCAAUCCCUUAAAAAGAGUCUUGAAAGUGAUUAUCACUGUUUUUAUGACAAUUUGCCCUUCAACUAA
Molecule: messenger RNA, 3372 nt
Organism: Diabrotica balteata
Lineage: Eukaryota; Metazoa; Arthropoda; Insecta; Coleoptera; Chrysomelidae
Source: the annotation of a GenBank genome assembly